AAAAAAAAUAUUUUUAACAUUUUUCAAAGAUUUUAAAUACUAAAAUUUAACUUAUAAUUAUUUUUAUGAUAAAAAAGGAAUUAUCCUAUAAGUUUGAGUUCAAAAAAUGAAAAUCCAAUAUAAGCAAAGUUUUUCAAUGAAGAUAUUUUCUUAGAAAAAAGAAAAACAUAUUUAAGUUUCAAGUCCUGUGGCCAAGCUAUUCCGCAUCUUUGAAAGAAUUAAUUUCCAUAUUUUCAAUUGAAAACAUUUAUGUAUAGAACUAAGCCCGCUUCCACUGUUGCUAUCGAAGUAACUGCAAUUAAAUCUGUUACAAAAAGCUUUUAAUGUCUAUUUUCUGAUUACACUCCAACAAGUGUUCUAAGUGUUUAGUGUUUAUCAACCGACAAAUGCUCUUCUUGAUCAGCUGGGCAGUGUUUGUCAAAAGCUUUAAAAGCUUUAUAUUAUAAUUGCGCAUGUUACAGUACAAGUGCAUUUAAUAUUGUCGCUAUUGUCAUCAUCGUCAUCAUCAUCAUCAUCAUCAUCAUCAUCAGCAGCAGCAGCAGCAACAGGAGUAGCAACAACAUAAUCAUAAGAACAACGAAUGUUCCGAGUGCAGAAUUUAUAGCGUAACGUUAAUAAAUCAAAGAACAAAUGCUAGCGAAGUAUUUUUCAAUUGGUAUAUAAUUUUACAAAUUCUUUAUCAAUGAGAAUGGAAUAUCAAUUACCACCGCAGGCUUUGCAGUUGGCCUCGGUUGGUGGAGGAACAGCAAUAAAUGUUAAUAAUACUAAUGGUUUAAUGCAGCUAACAUCGCCUGCCACUCAAAAUAAUCAAUUAUCAAUUAUGCAAACGCAACAACAACAACAGCAACAACAAAUUGUCUCACAACAACAUCAACAACAUCAACAACAACAGCAACAGCAGCAGCAGCAGCAACACCUAUUAACCAAUCAUUUAAGCGGAAGCGGUCAGACUUUACCGCCUUUAAGUUCUUUGCCUUUACAAGUCGUACAUAAUUUACCGCAUUUGCUGACAGGGAGCUUAACAAACGCCCACAAUAAUAGCAACAGCAGUAGCCAUAGCAACAACAACAAUAAUAAUAAUAGCAACAGUAGCAGCAAUAAUCUUAAUAUAUUACAAAAUAAUUUACAAUUAUCAUCGACCAAUCAUAAUGGCAACUCUAGCAAUCUUAGCCUUCAUCUUAACCUCAACACCAGCAAUAACAAUAACGGCAACACUUUAUCUGUUACAAAUAUUAAUCAUAAUCAUCAUGCAACCGCCAAUCAAUUGUUACGCAAUACGAUGCAAUCGGUGGUCGCUAAUUCGCAAUUGCAACAGACCAUUAAUAAUUUGGGCAAUAAUCUGGCAACUCUACCACCCAGUAGUCAACUUUUACAUCAUCAUUUACAACACUUGGCGAGUGUGAACGCAAAUGCUGCCGCUGCUGCUGCUGCUGUAGCUGUAGUCUCGAAUAAUAAUAAUCCCAACAAUAAUCACAACAGUAGCAAUAACACUAAUAACAGUAACAGUAAUAGUUCUUCGCCUCUUAACGCGAAUUUAUUAUCAACCGGAGCAAGUAGCAAUGGCAACAACAAUGCAAAUCAAAAUUUAUCCAUACACUUAAAUGAUAAUUUAAUAGCUCAUAAUUUGGUUAACGGUUUAGUGGGUGUUUUACAAAACGCCAACAACAACAGCAACAAUAAUGAUAACAACAAUAAUAAUAAUAAUAAUAAUAAUUCUACCAACAUUGAAGACAACAAUCGUUGGACACAAUUUCAAGUACAACAACUAUGGAAACAACAUGCUUCCUAUUUGAAUGGCAGGAAAUCACCAUUUUUGGGGUUCAUUUGCAAAACAAACGGUAAAUCCACAUCGAAUAGCAAAGAAGUCAUUUGUCCCGAUGAUAAAUACAAAGAAGAAGGUGAUCUCUGGAAUGUUGAGGCUCAAACUGCCUUUUUGGGCCCAAAUUUAUGGGAGAAAACUCUGCCCUACGAUGCUGACCUUAAGGUAACACAAUAUGCCGAUUUGGAUGAAUUCUUAUCGGAGAAUAAUAUACCUGAUGGCUUGCCCGGCACUCAUUUGGGACACUCAAGUAGUUUGAGUCAUCGUUCGGAUUCACUGAGCCAUGCAGCUGGUCUGUCGUUAGGUCUCGGACAUAUAACAACAAAACGUGAACGAUCACCAUCACCGUCAGAUUGUAUAAGUCCGGAUACCUUAAAUCCACCAUCACCGGCUGAGUCAACAUUUUCUUUUGCAUCAUCGGGGCGGGAUUUUGACCCGCGCACUAGAGCAUUUUCCGAUGAAGAGCUCAAACCGCAACCCAUGAUCAAAAAAUCACGUAAACAAUUUGUUCCAGAUGAACUCAAAGAUGACAAAUAUUGGGCUCGUCGCCGAAAGAAUAAUAUUGCUGCCAAACGUUCAAGAGAUGCACGCCGUCAAAAAGAGAAUCAAAUUGCAAUGCGAGCGCGAUAUUUGGAAAAGGAGGUGAACGUUGUUUUAUUUUUGUUUUUUUUU
Glossina fuscipes is the source of this 2491-nucleotide messenger RNA. RefSeq lists its product as uncharacterized. The transcript is spliced from 5 exons. The record is from RefSeq and is a predicted model, not a curated record. Gene Ontology annotation, biological process: regulation of transcription by RNA polymerase II. The annotation marks the transcript as partial. Lineage: Eukaryota; Metazoa; Arthropoda; Insecta; Diptera; Glossinidae. Gene Ontology annotation, cellular component: nucleus. Gene Ontology annotation, molecular function: DNA-binding transcription factor activity, RNA polymerase II-specific; RNA polymerase II cis-regulatory region sequence-specific DNA binding.